AUGCGCAAACGAGUCAGAGAGAGAUCUCGCUCACCUCGUCGACAACGCUCUCGUAGUCCAGGACGCACUCAACGUCGUCGUUCAUACUCUCCUCGCAGUCGCUCUCGUAGCCGUGACGAACAUCGCAGAAACGAUCGCAGAUCUCGAUCCCCAAUGUCGGGUGCUGCAGGUGUAGGUGGUUCUGGAGGGUCAGCUUACGGUGGACAACCACAUAGGACAUACGAAGAAAGAGCUGCCGCUAGAGAACAAAUGAUGAGCAGUCUACGAGAAUCAUCGCAACAAGACCGCCGUGUCUACGUCGGCAACUUAUCAUACGACGUUAAGUGGCAUCACCUCAAAGACUUUAUGAGAUCUGGUCAGUCUGGAGAGGUCCUCUUUGCUGAUGUGUUAUUGCUUCCAAAUGGAAUGUCGAAGGUGGGCGCCUAUACCAUUGUAGAAUAUGCUACGAGGGAGCAAGCUCAGCAGGCAGUCAACACUCUUUCCAACCAGAACCUUAUGGGAAGACUCGUUUACGUUCGAGAGGAUCGUGAGGCCGAACCUCGAUUCACCGGUACACCAGCAGGAGGCCGUGGCGGUUACGAAGGCGGCGGUCCACCAGGAGGACGUGGCGGUUAUGAAGGCGGCGGUCCACCAGGAGGACGUGGUGGUUUCGGAGGUGGUUUCGGAGGCGGCAUGGCCCCUGGUGGUGGAGGUGGAGGUGGAGGACGUCAAAUUUACGUCUCCAACCUUCCUUACACCGUUGGAUGGCAAGAUCUGAAGGAUCUAUUCCGCGGCGCUGCCCGAAAUGGUGCUGUCGUUCGUGCCGAUGUUCAUGUUGGUCCUGACGGGCGUCCAAAGGGCUCCGGUAUCGUUGCUUUUGAGUCCCCUGAUGACGCUCGCACUGCCAUUCAGCAAUUUAAUGGCUAUGACUGGCAAGGUCGCCCUCUCGAAGUACGUGAAGAUCGCUUCGCAGGCGCCCAAGGAUUCGGUGGUCCACGUGGAGGAUUUGGCGGUGGCCGUGGAGGCUUCGGUGCUGGAUUUGGAGGACGUGGAGGCUUCGGCGGUGGCCGUGGCGGAUUUGGCGGUGGAUUCGGCGGAGGCCGUGGCGGCUUCGGAGGAGGUUACGCUGGAGGUGCUGGUGGAUUUGAUGGUGGUGCUGGAGCUCCCGCGGCUGCGCCUAACCCUUUCACCGAUCACGCCACCGCCGGCGCUGAGAGAAGUGAGAUCAUCUACGUUCGCAACCUUCCAUGGUCCACCAGCAACGAGGAUCUUGUUGAGCUGUUCACCACCAUUGGCAAAGUCGAGCAGGCCGAGAUCCAAUAUGAGCCUAAUGGUCGAUCCCGUGGUACAGGUGUUGUUCGAUUUGACUCUGCCGAGAAUGCCGAUACCGCCAUUGAGAAAUUCUCCGGUUAUCAAUACGGAGGCCGUCCUCUUGGCUUGAGCUUCGUCAAGUACCAAACUCCUGGUGGUGCAGGUGAUGCUAUGGAUACCGAAGUCACUCACCUCACACAAGAUCAAAUUAUUUGCUGCGAUCGCACCUACGUCGAAGUCUCCAUCAUUCAUAGCAGCUGUCCUGCCGGGUGGCCGCAGGAGAAAUGUCCCCCGGAACUAUGUCUUUGGGAAGGCUCCAAAGUCAAAUUGAAAAGGGAUUUUCGUCCAGGUGUAUGCUGGAGAUGUCAAGCAACGAAAGAAGGGCUUGAAGGAGAAGCAUACGAAGCCCGGAGACCACUUAUCGAUAAUGCGGUGGUUGUUGAAGGCAUAGAUAUCUGUGACCCUGCAGAUCGACAAAGGAAAGCUGAGCACGAGGGAAACUGUUGGUUCUGCGGCGCGAGCAGCGACGGUGUGAGGGAUUGCGAACAGUGUGAUGGCACGGGGAGUGCACGGAAAGGGAAAAAUAAAUGCGAGAGUGCUCCUGCGGGUCCAGUCAAGAAAAAGCGACGCACUUCUGCCGCUGUCGCCAAAGGAGGUCCCCCCAAGCCUAAGAGAGGCAGACCACCUGGAGGCAGUAAGAAGAAGAAACUGGCUACUAUCGAGGAAGAUGGUCAAAUGAACAUGUUUCCGUCUCUCGUGGACAGUAAUAUCGCAGUUCCGCAAGGAGUGUUCCAUCCUGACAUUCCCGAAUCUUCAUAUGGCAAUUAUUCUUGGGAUUCCGUGAACCAUCACGGAGAUCCUAGCUUGCCCAGCUUUGGUAUGAAUAUGAACAAUGACGAUAACCCCUAUUCGGCACAUUUCAAUACCAUGCCCGCAUUCACAUCAAAUCAAGCACCCCUUCAUCAAUACGGCACCAUGACAGAUUAUACGGUGAAUCCCCAUGAUGUGGAGCACUCCACUAUGGCAUAUCAAGACCAUCUCCGCCCCUCCAUCGAAUUUGAUCACGACGCAUCACAUGGUGAACGCAGGAUUGGCGACGUCGGUGAAGGAGUGAGGUCCGACAAUGUGGGCUCAUCUGAGAACCAGUUUGCCAACUUUCCCACGGUUAUCGAUCAUAGUCAUCAUGGUCUCUAUCUGAGUCACGAUGAGUGGCCUUCCUAUCAUCACGGUUUGCCAUAUACUUCAUCUCGGGAUACAAACAAUGGAGGUUUUGCGCCAGAUAUUCAUGAUACACAUGCAGAGAUGUUGCCCGUCGCACCGAUUGCCCAGAUGACGAUGGAUCGAUUUAGUCCACAGCCACGUUAUUUGCCCAGUCCCACUUUAUCGGAAGCUCACAUUGCUCAACAUGCUCCUCAAAACACGACAACAGGAACUUCGGCUCCGGUUUCAUCUUCAGCUCCAGCUCCAGUUUUAGCAGCAGGCAUGGCUGAUAUUGCAUCUCCUUCGGUUUCACGUCUCCCAACUCCUCCAUGA
Molecule: messenger RNA, 2823 nt
Organism: Sclerotinia borealis F-4128
Lineage: Eukaryota; Fungi; Ascomycota; Leotiomycetes; Helotiales; Sclerotiniaceae
Source: the annotation of a GenBank genome assembly